Closterium sp. NIES-65 is the source of this 1704-nucleotide messenger RNA. The record is from the annotation of a GenBank genome assembly. Lineage: Eukaryota; Viridiplantae; Streptophyta; Zygnematophyceae; Desmidiales; Closteriaceae.
AUGCUCACCCCCUUAUGCCCUCUCUCCACCAUGCCCACCCCCCAUGCGCACCCCUCUAUGGCAGCAGGCACCUUCUUUCUGUUAGACGACAGCAGCAGCACGCGAGGCCCCAACACGCCCUGGAACAGCUUCAGCGGGCGCACAAGCUACCCACCAAGGCCCGUCAAAGUCGCUGUGCCGCCCGCCUUCAAGGCACUGCUGCCUGCCAACAGAUGGGACCGGGACGGUCGCCUGCGCACAUCGCUGGGCACGUGCCAUGCUGGACUCAAGCAGCCCGGGCACUCGCCACGCAAGAUCCCUUGUAAACCAGCCACCUUAUUUUCCAUUUCUGCCAUCCGUCACCCGGCCUGCCAGCCACCCUCUCUGAGCGCGUGGAAGUACUACCUCGCCGAGCCCCUCCCACUCUGCCACCGCUCGUGGCGCACGUCACCAGCCGCCAUCGUGUCGGAGCCACAGCCGCCCUCACCUUCAGCGGCACAGAGCGGGGCGGCGCAGCCAGGGCCGUCGUCGUCAUCCCCCCGCUCGUCACCAGGAGACACGGCCUCACAGCCACGCGAUUGCCACUUGCAACCGCUUGUUCUCAUCCACAUCGGCUAUGAGAAGCUGUCGCCAUCCCGCCGCCCCCCUGCUGCCCUUGCCACUGCCUCCGAUCAUCCCGCUCCCGCUCCCGCUGCAACCCCUCCCGCCGGUCCUGCUGUCGUUGCAUCUGGUCCAUCUGCUGGCCGUGACAUCACUCAUGCACUCACCUCGCCUGCCACUGCCACACAUAUUCAUGCCUUCUAUGAUAACACCGCUUCCGGCUCCUCGCCACCCUCCUCCGCCUUUAAGGUACCCGUGCAUAUGGGCGUGCGGCGAGCAUGCUUCCCAUUGUCACAUUCCGUCUCCACCACUCCCUCUUGUAUUCCUGUGCAGCUGGAGGCGCUAGUGGGGGUGGGCAUGUCGAUUGGAGAGCUGGGCAAAGAUACCCUCACGACGCCAAUGCACCUGGCAGCAUUGGGGGGACAUGUGGAGAGCAUGCAGUUGCUGCGAAGUCAUGGUGCCGACAUCCGUGCUCGCACCAGAAAGUGCUCAUGCAUCGCAUCUAAUAAUCCCGCACUUCCCUUUAUUGUUGUCCCCACCGCCUCCCUCCACUCUCUUCCCUGCUUCCUCGCCUACUGUCUCCCUCCACUCUCCUCCCUGCUUCCUCGCCUACUGUCUCUCUCCACUCUCCUCCCUGCUUCCUCGCCUACUGUCUCCCUCCACUCUCCUCCCUGCUUCCUCGCCUACUGUCUCUCUCCACUCUCCUCCCUGCUUCCUCGCCUACUGUCUCUCUCCACUCUCCUCCCUACUUCCUCGCCUACUGUCUCUCUCCACUCUCCUCCCUGCUUCCUCGCCUACUGUCUACCUCCACUCUCCUCCCUGCUUCCUCGCCUACUGUCUCCCUCCACUCUCCUCCCUGCUUCCUCGCCUUCAGGGACUCUGUUACACCAUGCAGCGAAAGAGCAGCAGUGGGAUGCGGUGAGGAGGCUGGCGCAGCAGGGAAUAAAGCCUGAAGAGGUGGAAAGGCCGGGGGCCAACCCCAAGGCGGACAAGCUGCCUGCUAACCUCAUGGCCCAAGCAGUGCAGAUAGUGCAGGAGGUGUAUGAGUUGGAGGUUUUGUUGACGGAGUGUAUUGUGGAGAAUGGUAACAGCAUGGGAGGGCAUGCCACGGCCGCUGGCAGUUAG